AUGUCCGAGGCACCGCCAGCAGCAGCACCUGCCCCCGCAGGAAAGGCAGGAAAGAAGGAGAAAAAGAAUCAGGCGAAAAAGAAACCACCUUCCAAUUUGGUGAUUCCACCGAAAAAGCCCAAGCUGACCAAAGCAGAACGUCGGGCCUUGCAAGAGCAACAACGGGCAGCCAAGGCGGGUGAAAAAGCAGGAGGUGCUAAAAAGGGCGGUGGAGAGCAGCAGCAACAAGGAGGGCAACAAGAAAAGAAGGGGCAACAGCAGCAGGAUCUGUCGAGUUCAGCUGACGCCUCCAAGUCCAAACAGAACCAAAAACCAGAUUCUUCUGAGACAAGCAAAAGUGGGAAAGAGGAAGAAAGCCACGAGGAGAACAGAACCUUGGAUAUAUUUGCUCACCUUUCAAACUAUCACGAGCUCCCCAAUCCGCACGCUCCAGAGUGGACAUCCACACUCCACCCAGCAGUGAUUGAGUUGGGAAUGCAAUACGCCUCGGGGUCCAUUCGAGGAGGACAAGCUCGAUGCCGAUCCAUGUUGGAGGUGUUCUUACAAGUAUUUGACGACUAUGAGCCUCCCGAAGAUACUACCUCAGAUUACCGUAGCCAUUUGGACCACAUGGUGCUCAAGCCAUCCUUUACCUUUUGGACUACAAAAUGCCGACAACACUGUGUCAGUAUGGGAAAUGCCUUUACUUUUUGCAAGCUAGCUGUAGCAUCCCUCGAUCGUGAUUCAACGUGGGAAAAAGCCAAGGACAUUUUGAAAGAUACAUUGGAUCGAUACAUGCACGAACGAAUGGAUAUUGCCAACCAAGCGAUUACCGAACAUGCCAUGAAGAAAAUUGCCAAUGGAGAUGUCAUUCUAACUUUUGGAAACUCGCACGCCAUUCGAGUAUUGCUAACAACCGCCAAGAAGGAAGGACUUGAUUUCUACGUUUGGAUUGCCGAUUCGCGGCCACUUUUUGAGGGAAAGGAUAUGCUGGCAGCAUUGGAAGAAGCUGGAAUUUCGUGUGGAUAUAUUCAAUUGAACGCACUCACCUAUGUGUUGAAACAAAUCAACAAGGUAUUUUUGGGUGCCAGUGCCUUGAUGAGCAACGGAGCAGUCUUUGGACGAGUGGGAACUGCUUGUGUCGCCAUGUUGGCCAAUGACAGUCACAUACCAGUCCUAGUCUGCUGCGAAACAUACAAGAUCUCUAACAAGGUUCAAUUGGAAUCUAUUACGCAUAACGAACUUGGGAAUCCCGACGCCCUUGCUGAACUCCCAGAAGGUCCCGCUUCGUCAUGCUUGUCUAACUGGAGGGAAAGCAAGACUUUGAAGCUAUUGAAUCUCAUGUACGACGUUACACCACCCGAUUUCGUCAGUGGUAUCAUUACUGAAGUUGGAAUUAUUCCAUCUACAAGUGUUGCAGUGCUAUUGCGAGAAAUGAACCCUCAAGAUGCAGCCUAUUAA
This is a messenger RNA of Cylindrotheca closterium, 1440 nucleotides long. Lineage: Eukaryota; Bacillariophyta; Bacillariophyceae; Bacillariales; Bacillariaceae. The record is from the annotation of a GenBank genome assembly.